Molecule: messenger RNA, 1341 nt
Organism: Phalacrocorax carbo (great cormorant)
Lineage: Eukaryota; Metazoa; Chordata; Aves; Suliformes; Phalacrocoracidae
Source: RefSeq, a predicted model, not a curated record
AUGGGGUCAUCCCCGGAGACCACCCUCACCUGCCUGACGGAGGGCUGCCCCGGCACCGGCUCUGCCAGGGCAGGUUUGCUGUCCCUCAUCCUUGUGGCCACGCUGAGCAGCCCCUCGCUGCAGAGAUCCCUGCCAGCGGCGUACAGAGACAAGGCUCCCCAGGAGGGCACGGGCCUGAUCCAGUGCGGGGAAUACAGCAACCAGGUGCUGCCCAACGGCCGCUGUAAGAUCGUGGCCACGCUGCCGCAGGGGGACGAGCAGCGGUGCCCGGACAUGUUUCGUUGCACCGAUGAGGUGUCCUACUGGCUCCACGAGAACGAGGAACGCAAGCAGCAGGUCCUGGAGCUGCGGGAGCUGAUUUCAGAGCUGCAGGAGGAGCUGAGGAACCACCGGCACCGCAUCAAAGUCCUUGAGCUCCAGCAUGAGGAGGCGGCUGGCCGGAAUCACAGCCUGGCCCAACGCGUGCAGGACCUGGAGCAUCGGUACAGCGAGGCCAGCACCCUGCAGCACAUCCAGGCCACGCUGCUCUACGACAUGCAGGCGCAGAUAAACAACAUCUCCGUCCUGACCGACUGGGCCUGGCGAAACCCCACCUGCCUCAGCCCCGCUGAGAUGAGGCUUCAGGAGGAGAUGCAUCAUCCAGAGGUAAAGCACGCCAGGAACUGCCCCAUCGACUGUGCUUCUGUUUACUACAACGGGCUCCGGCGAUCUGGGGUCUACAGCAUCAUGCCCUCGGUCGGAGGGAUGCCUAUCGAAGUGCUGUGUGAGAUGGACACCGAAGGUGGGGGCUGGACGGUCAUCCAGAGGCGCCAGGAUGGCUCCGUUGACUUCAACCGGACCUGGAAUGAGUACAAGGAGGGCUUUGGGGACCUCAAUGGCGAGUUCUGGCUGGGCAACGAGAACAUCCACAAGAUGACUAGCCAAGGGGACUACUCUCUGCGCAUCGACCUGGAGGACUGGAACAACAAGCACAAGCAUGCCUUCUACCAGGUCUUCAGCAUUGAGGACGAGGCAAACUAUUACCGCCUGCACGUGGACGGGUUCAGCGGGACGGUGGAGGAUUCCUUUGCCUGGUACCACAACAAGAGGAGCUUCAGCACACCUGACUCGGGGAACAUCUGCGCCGAGAUUUCCCAUGGAGGCUGGUGGUACCACCAGUGCUUUUUCUCCAACCUCAACGGGGUGUACUACAAGGGCGGCCGAUACUCCAUCAAAAACCGCAAGAUCCUGGGGCCGGAUGGUAUCGUGUGGUACUCGUGGAAGGACACAGACUACUACUCCCUGAGGAAGGUGGUCAUGAUGAUUCGACCACGCACUUUCCGGCCCCACCUGUCCCCAUGA